CGUAGUCUCCGCCCUUCAGCUCACGCCCCGUAACGGUGGGCGCGCUCUCGCGAGACCACGUCCGCGGCGUCGCGAUGGAGGAGCCAUGCCCCGGCACUGCUCGGCCGCGGGCUGCUGCACCCGCGACACGCGCGAGACCCGGACCCGCGGGAUCUCUUUCCACAGGCUGCCCAAGAAGGACAACCCCCGACGUGGACUCUGGCUGGCCAACUGCCGGCGGCUGGACCCCAGCGGGCAGGGGCUCUGGGACCCCGCGUCCGAGUACAUCUACUUCUGCUCCAAACACUUCGAGGAGAACUGCUUUGAGCUGGUGGGGAUCAGUGGCUAUCAUAGGCUAAAGGAAGGGGCCGUCCCCACCAUAUUCGAGUCUUUCUCCAAGCUGCGGCGGACUUCCAAAGCCAAGACGCAUGGGUUCCACCCAGGCUCUCCCGAUCUUGCCCGACUCAGGAGACGCAGACGCCGCUGUUCUGCCGGCCUGCCGCCCCCUCCCCCUGUAAAUAGCACCCUGGUGAACGGGCCGGCUCCUGGUGAUGUCCCCUGCUUCCCCGGGGAAGAGCUGCCUGCCCCCGAAGGCCCCGCUCCCCCAGAGAGCCUGCCGGCCCUGCCACCCUCACCGGCUCCCAGCGGCCUCGUGAGCCCCUUCUCUGACCUCCUGGAGCCCCUGGCACCCCACGGGGAGGAAGCGAGCUGCGCGACACCCCCCUCCCCCGAGCAGGAGCCCUCACCCUCCACGGCCCGGCCCGUGUCCCCCUCAGCCUACAUGCUGCGGCUGCCCCCGCCGGCCGGGGCCUACAUCCAGAGCGAGCACAGCUACCAGGUGGGCAGCGCGCUGCUGUGGAAGAGGCGGGCUGAGGCGGCCCUGGACGCCCUGGACAAAGCCCAGCGCCAGCUACAGGCCUGCAAGCGCCGAGAGCAGCGUCUGCGCCUGAGGAUCGCUCGGCUGCAGCAGGAGCGAGUGCGAGACAAGCGGGCCCAGGGGGAUGCCCGGCAGGCCCCGAAAGAGCACUCACAAGGCUUCGAACCACAGUGAAGGACGUCGGUGGAGGGCUGGGACUUGGGGUGCCAGCCAGGCUGCCCCAGACCUCUGGCUUGCUUUGUGGGGGAGGGGCCAAAACACCGUAUUUCUGGCACUUUGGGUGAUCUGAGUUCCUUCUGCUCCCUCCCCGCACAGUCACCUGCCCAGGCAGAGCGCCGGCACCAACAGGGUCUUGUUUCCUUUGCGUCUGUGCCAAGCCAUUCUGCGACGGUCAAAGGGAACACUGCAGCCCACCUAAGGACGGCGGCCCUGGGGGCAGGCCCGGCCCUCUGCCCAAGGCUCCUCCAGCACCCGGAGGACUCCCGACCUCCACACACAGCACAGUGCUCAUCCUCCCCCCGCCCGAAAGGCAGACAAGCAGACUGACCGGCCAGAGUCCUUUAUUUCCGCCCAGAGCAGUCCCUCACUAGGAAAGGACCCUCUGGGGUGUUGGGGACCGAGGCCUGCACUUGCCAAUCUGGGCCUUUCCCCUGGCACCCUCCCCUCUGGAUGAGCUUCAGAAGCCCCCCGACACAGGCCGCAAACCGGCAAGGAAGGACAGAAGGGCCACCAAAGCCGGGGCCCAGCCAAGGACACAUCUGCCCCACUAGGUAGAGGUGGCCAGUGUGGCUGCCAGGGGCCCCUCCCUCCCUCGGGCCGUGGCCCCUCAGCUCCUGCCACCCCUCCAAGUGGUGACAGCCUGGGGGUCCUGGGGCUCGGCCCAGCCCUGUCUUUGGACAUCAGGGCAGGGGAGGGCAGUGACACGCCCCAACCCCCAGCCUAAAAGGUAAGAGGCCUAGAAAAUAAAACCGGCCCCGGAGAAAGGAAUAGCGGCA
Monodelphis domestica (gray short-tailed opossum) is the source of this 1851-nucleotide messenger RNA. It is a transcript of the gene THAP7, whose product is annotated as THAP domain containing 7. Gene Ontology annotation, cellular component: nucleus. The record is from RefSeq and is a predicted model, not a curated record. Gene Ontology annotation, biological process: regulation of DNA-templated transcription. Lineage: Eukaryota; Metazoa; Chordata; Mammalia; Didelphimorphia; Didelphidae.